Nicotiana tabacum (common tobacco) is the source of this 1478-nucleotide messenger RNA. RefSeq lists its product as uncharacterized. NCBI's taxonomy places the organism in Eukaryota, Viridiplantae, Streptophyta, Magnoliopsida, Solanales, Solanaceae. The record is from RefSeq and is a predicted model, not a curated record.
CUUUCGGCUUUCCACUUAUCACUUAACUGAGAGACGAGUACCUCUGAUUAACCGCUACCUAAGUUUCAGAAUAGAGCUAUUUUAAUGGACAUUUGCCGGCUACCAAGCCAGCCGGCGUUAAUUCAUCUCCGGCAGGGUCAAACUGCCGAAGUGUCCUCUAUUAAAACGCCAUCGUUUUGCCCCAUUAGCAGGUGCAGUCUACGUUACGAAUCGAGCACUAAAAAGUCAGAUUCCAAACAUGGAAUGUUCAUCCUGGGGAUGGGUUUCGUAGGACAAUUCUUGGCUGCAGAUUUGAAGACCGGCGGAUGGGAAGUUACUGGAAGUUGUACUACUACUGCCCGGAAACAGAAAUUAGAGGAAAUGGGGUUCCAUGCUCAUAUAUUUGACGCCAAUGAACCACAACUUGAGGUCCUUGAUAUCAUGAAAUGCCACUCACACCUUCUUAUCUCCAUCCCUCCAGUUUUGCGUGUUGGUGAUCCGAUGCUUCAGCAUAAAGAGCUGCUAAAAGAAAGACUGAAGGAUGGUAACCUCCAGUGGCUUGGUUACUUGUCAUCAACGAGUGUUUAUGGCAACUCUGGUGGUGCAUGGGUUGAUGAAGAGUUUCCACCAAGGCCGAUAACUGAAUCGGCAAAAGCAAGGAUGGCUGCUGAGGAAGGGUGGUUACAUCUGGCUUGUGAUGUGGGAGUCACUGCCCAAAUAUUUCGACUGGGUGGUAUAUACGGUCCUGGUAGAAGUGCUAUUGACACCAUUCUCAAGCAGGAGCCUCUGUCAAAAGGUCAGAAGAUGAGAUUUUCUAGGCAUUAUACAUCACGUAUUCACGCUGCUGACAUCUGCCAGGCACUUAAGGCGAGCAUUCAGAGGCCAUCUCCUGGGAAGAUAUACAACGUAGUUGAUGAUGACCCUGCUCCUAGAGAGCAGGUAUUUACGUUUGCUAGGAACUUGGUUGAGAAGAAAUGGCCAGGCCACUUAACUUCAAACAAGUCUUCUGAAGACGCAACGUCUCUAAAUCCACAGGGAGCUUCAAGGGUAGAGAAGCGAGUCUCCAAUAAACGCAUUAAAUCGGAACUGGGAGUGAGACUGCUUUACCCUUCGUAUAAAUCUGGAUUGCGGAGCAUCAUUGAGCUCAUGGAGAAACCAUUUCGCCAAAGUUGAUUAGGUUCCCGCAGACAAUCAGAGGCUGAUUCGGGAUUUGAACUUUAACGGUUCAAAUUUAGAAUUCUAUCACAACGCGUCUAAUUUAUUGGGUUCAAAAUCUAUUUUUGCACUUAUUUAGUUGGAUUUUUAACACACAUAGAGGGCCCAAGCCGAAGUUACGAACCCGUAACUUCUUCAUUUUACACGGUGGAGUCUUUUCUAUCUUUUCUUUCUGAAAUUUGGACAAUCAAGGUCUUGGAAAUGGAAAUUUAAGAUGAAAUUGUUGUAUUGUAUGGAGAGGCGUAGUCAAGAUUUAAAAUUUAUGGGUUCGAAGAUUCUAAUCA